UUCGUCAACAAAAAAUCUCUUGCAAGAACAAACAAAAUCUUCAAAUACGGUGCUUGUAAACAGAACCGAGUUUAAGUUUUAUAUUAUAAAUUAUUAUUACUACUAUUAUCUGAGUGUUACUGUGUCUAAAAUGAGUCGUAUGACCGAUCGAAAGGAGCGAUACAACUCGCUGAACGACCUGACCGGUCUUGCACAGUGUCUGUUGGACAGAAACAUAUUGAUUGAUUUGCGAAAUGAAUCUUCGGUUGCCGGUAAAAUCACUAGCGUUGAUGGAUUUAUGAACAUUUCGAUGGAAAAUGUUGUGCUAAUUGACCAGUUGGGGAAGCAUUUCCGAAUGGAAGAGUUUAUGAUUUAUCCACGAUACAUCCGGUACAUCCACAUUCCAGAAUCGAUCCAAAUAAUACCAGCCCUGGAGGAACACAUCAAGAGGUUAACAACCCGCAAACCCAGGGCCCCCGUGAAGCGAACUUUCAAGAUGAAACGUGCCCAGCUGAAGCAUCUUCAAACGGUGGCCGAAAUCUACGCAGCAAAACCGGAUUCUUCGGAACAGAAAUGAAAGGAAGCUAAAAUUUUAUUCUGCAUAUCGAUUCGUUUACUUGCCGCGGUGAUAUCACCUAAUAUUUUUUCCAUGACUUCUUGGGAGAUUCUGCAAUAUAUGUAGUUGAAAACCUUAUAGGUUCUACUCUA
Molecule: messenger RNA, 687 nt
Organism: Armigeres subalbatus
Lineage: Eukaryota; Metazoa; Arthropoda; Insecta; Diptera; Culicidae
Gene: Lsm10
Product: U7 snRNA-associated Sm-like protein LSm10
Exons: 3
Coding region: 131-556 (141 amino acids)
Biological process (GO): mRNA 3'-end processing by stem-loop binding and cleavage
Cellular component (GO): cytoplasmic U snRNP body; nuclear body
Molecular function (GO): U7 snRNA binding; histone pre-mRNA DCP binding
Source: RefSeq, a predicted model, not a curated record